GUCCGAAAAGUGCACAAAAUUAGUGAAAAGUGGUAGGCGACGGUGUGUGAGACCCACCGCCAAGUGUUUGGCCCCGAAAAUUGUGUGUGGCCCCGGUUUUGGCACGUGAAAUUUGUCCAAUUGUGAACUCGCAAAAAAAGAGAAAAAACCGACGCCGCCGUCGCCGCCGCCACAAAGGAAUAGGCGAAUAAGCGAGAGAAAAGGCAAAAACGAGAGAAAAGAAAAUCAAAUUGUGCGCCGCUGAUUGCGUUUCAGCAAUUUAAUAAUAUACUAAAAUCCACGGCAGCGGCAAAUUUUCACGGAUUACAAUUACUAUUGCCAUUUGCAACGAGUGUGCGCUUGUGUGUGAUUCUCGAUUUCAAUAUGAAGCGCCAAAAAUGAUUGCAGCGUUUGCAUCGUAGUCUUGAAAAGGUUUUUUUCAUUGAUUUAAUUAGAGCCACUGAAAGCGGUUGGCCAGCCCGAAAAAGGAGCAACCAGGGAUAAAGGAAUUCCUCACCAGCCUGCGCCCAGCGCCCCCUUACACGGUAACCACUGAAAGAGAAUCAAAAGGAACCACAGCCGGAAAAGGUCAGAAGUUUUAUUGCGACGACGACGAGCAGACGACAGCAGCACACAGAUACAGAAACAGCGAAAUGGACAAAAAUCUGAUGAUGCCGAAGCGUUCGCGCAUCGAUGUCAAGGGCAGCUUUGCCAACGGGCCGCUGCAAGCACGCCCACUGGUGGCCCUGCUCGAUGGACGCGACUGCUCCAUCGAGAUGCCCAUCCUGAAGGAUGUGGCCACGGUGGCCUUCUGCGAUGCACAGAGCACCUCCGAAAUACACGAGAAGGUCCUCAACGAGGCAGUUGGAGCUCUCAUGUGGCACACCAUCAUCUUGACAAAGGAGGAUCUUGAGAAGUUCAAAGCUUUACGCAUUAUCGUGCGCAUCGGCAGCGGCACAGACAACAUUGACGUGAAGGCGGCGGGCGAACUGGGCAUCGCCGUGUGCAACGUUCCCGGCUACGGAGUCGAGGAGGUGGCGGACACGACGAUGUGCCUGAUCCUCAACCUUUACCGGCGGACGUACUGGCUCGCGAAUAUGGUGCGCGAGGGCAAAAAGUUCACCGGACCCGAGCAAGUGCGGGAGGCAGCACAUGGCUGUGCACGCAUCCGCGGCGACACCUUGGGCCUGGUGGGACUCGGACGCAUCGGCAGCGCCGUGGCACUGCGGGCAAAGGCGUUCGGCUUCAACGUCAUCUUCUACGAUCCCUACCUGCCCGACGGCAUCGACAAGUCGCUGGGCCUCACACGCGUCUACACGCUGCAGGACCUGCUUUUCCAGUCCGACUGCGUCUCACUGCAUUGCACGCUCAAUGAGCAUAACCAUCAUUUAAUCAAUGAAUUCACAAUUAAACAGAUGCGACCUGGUGCAUUUCUGGUGAACACCGCCCGCGGCGGUCUGGUCGAUGACGAGACCCUGGCGUUGGCGCUGAAGCAGGGAAGGAUAAGAGCUGCCGCCCUGGACGUGCACGAAAACGAACCUUACAAUGUAUUUCAAGGCGCACUGAAGGAUGCCCCCAAUCUGAUUUGCACACCGCACGCCGCCUUCUUCAGCGACGCGUCCGCCACGGAGCUGCGCGAAAUGGCAGCCACCGAGAUCCGGCGGGCGAUCGUCGGCAAUAUUCCAGACGUGCUGAGGAACUGCGUCAACAAGGAGUACUUCAUGCGCACGCCGCCUGCCGCUACCGCCGGGGGCGUGGCGGCGGCUGUUUAUCCCGAAGGAUUAAAUGGCGGCUAUUAUACAGGCGCACUGCAUCACCGGGCACACAGCACCACGCCGCACGAUGGUCCCCACAGUACAACCAACCUGGGCAGCACCGUAGGAGGCGGUCCGACGACAGUCGCUCAAGCUGCCGCUGCAGCCGUGGCCGCUGCGGCAGCCGCCGCCGCCCUCCUGCCGUCGCCGGUACCGCCGCACUUGUCGCCCCAGGUCGGCGGAUUGCCACUUGGAAUUGUGAGUAGCCAAUCGCCCCUGAGUGCGCCCGACCCUAAUAAUCAUCUGUCAUCGAGCAUAAAAACGGAGGUGAAGGCCGAGUCAACGGAGGCGCCGUAGGCUUCUGCUGUCCAAAUGGCUGAAGCCGAAACCGAAGCUGGAGCCGGAGGGCUGGAGUUGAUGACAACGGGCAGUGGCGCAAUGGAGUCCAGCACACACAACCGGCCAACAGAAGAAGGCGGCAGAGGAGGAGGAGGAGGAGCGAGCAGUCAGUCCCCUGAAGAUUUAAAGUAAAGGAAAACCAACAACCAAGGAGGAGCAGCAGGCGGGAUCCAGUCCCUAAGGAUUAAAAUAAAAGAAUUGAAAAGAAAAGCAAACCAACCCAACCCAACCCCCGAGGAGUAGUAGUCAUCUAUGUGGAGUCCCCUAUUCGUGCCGUUUGUUCUUUUGUUCCGAUUGCAAAACAGAUUCCUUGCGCGCCUGUGCCAGCGCUUGAUUUGAAUAUUUCCAAGUUUCUAUGUUUUAAUUUAAAAUACAAUACAUAUUUGCAUUACCAAUCCCCCAAACAAACAACAAAACAAAAAACAAAACAAAACACAACCAUAAUAAACAACGCAGGAAAUCGAGGAGCAGCAGUUCGAUCGAUGAGGAGUAUGAUUGAGAUGAUCCCACACACAACACGCCUCAAAAUUUACUACAUAUUUAGACUUUAAUUUGUAACUAUUUAGAAUUUUACAGUUACAAUUUAAGAUUUUUAUUUGUAUUGCAGCAAAUUGUAAGUGAAAAUAUGUUACUACAUAUAAGCGCAAAAACAAACGCAAAUGUUGGAAAAUUUUAAUUACGAGAAACGAACACAAUUAUGGCAUACAAAAUAAAAAAAAAAUAAUAAAUAAAAACAAAA
Drosophila gunungcola (fruit fly) is the source of this 2871-nucleotide messenger RNA. RefSeq names its product C-terminal-binding protein (gene CtBP). The transcript is spliced from 8 exons. The record is from RefSeq and is a predicted model, not a curated record. The coding region runs from base 633 to 2090 and encodes 485 amino acids. Lineage: Eukaryota; Metazoa; Arthropoda; Insecta; Diptera; Drosophilidae. Gene Ontology annotation, molecular function: oxidoreductase activity, acting on the CH-OH group of donors, NAD or NADP as acceptor; NAD binding; transcription corepressor activity.